GUUGUUAAUUACAAGUGUAUUCUUAUGUUUUUUGUUAGAUUUUCACAAGAUUUUUUUAAACCACAAAUUAUAACUUUACAUCUGAACUAAUCAGUUAAUCAACUUGUACAUUGCACAUUUUCCCUUUAAAUCUCAGGAUAAUGUCUCCUCUUACAACAUUCAUUUACCUUAAUCCUCUUACCCAGUAUUAUUGCAGUUCCUGCUCUGGGGUAAUAUAAAAAAAAUUCUUAAUUCAUUUGCACUGCUAUUCACGCACCUUUUAAUGUUUGUCCAAAUUAGCACCGGUUUACCUUCCAGUUACGUUUGGUUGUUUUCUAUUGCUUAGUAUGGUAGUUUCAUUCAAUUGUAUGACGUAAUCGGUCUUAAAAAUAAAUCAAUAUAAACCUUGUAUCCUAAAAUAUCCGACUGUCAUUCAUAUUGGUUUAGUUGUAAUAAAAUCGAUCUACUAAUAAAACAUUGUCCCUGUGGGAUUUGGAUUUUAAACGAUGAACAUUGAGAUUGAAUUCAGUGAUACAAAUUACAUAUGCAAUACAGUUUAAGCCCAUAUGUUUUUGAUAAUAAUUUUGCUUUUCGGAUUGGGAGAAUGUUCCUUAAUGAAGUGUCGCUGUUCCCCAAAAAAUAUCAAAGGACUGCUGCUCAAGGGAAGCCAUGACAGUUUCAGUGGACGAGCAGCCCUGUUGUUUUCCUGUAGGUGCGGUUACGUCUUUGCAGCAACUGUGCAGUUCGUAUCAUUUUCAUGGAUCCCGAUAUGCAAGUGAAUAUUUUAUUGUUAAAAUAAGUAAUAAUUCUCCUGGUUGUCUAUGCAUCUAACCCUUUUUGGGUUUGGUAAAAUUGUUCAUUUCACAAUGGCAAGGAACUAUGAAAUGACCGCUAAACAAUGCAUGUCGAUUUUCUUUGUAUUUUUCGCGACGUGGAGUACCGUCUGGGCCGUGACUCGUUACUCUGUUCCGGAAGAAAUGAAGGAAGGUGCUGUGGUAGCGAAUUUAGCAGCGGAUCUGGGACUCAAUGUUGGAAGUCUGGUGGAACGUAAGGUAAAGCUUGACAUUUUAAAUAGCAAGAAAUAUUUGGGUGUUAACAAAGAAACGGGAGAACUGUACGUAUUAGAGAGGAUUGACAGGGAAAAUAUAUGCAGUAUGAAAUCAACGUCGUGCAUACUUAAAAUGGAUGUUGUUAUAGAAAACCCAGAACGCAUAUUUCACUUCGAAGUGGAAAUACUAGAUAUCAAUGAUAAUGCGCCUCAUUUUCGAAGAGAAAAAAUGUAUUUGGACAUUUCAGAAUUAACGGCGGCUGGAGAGAGAUUUUCCCUCACGAAUGCUGUCGAUCCAGAUGUGGGUUCAAAUUCGAUUAAAACAUACCAUUUAAGUGAAAGUGAGAACUUUAGUCUAGAUAUUCAAACAGGAAGUGAUGGAUCUAAAUAUGCAAACCUUCGUUUAAAGAAAGCUUUGAACCGGGAGGAACAAGCUAUUCAUAACCUGAUACUGACCGCGGUAGACGGCGGAGUCCCUGCGCGCUCCGGUACCACCAGCAUUAUUGUUCGCGUACAGGAUGUGAAUGACAACGCCCCUCAGUUUGAUCGUCAAAUUUACUAUGUUAAUAUUUCUGAAAAUUCACCCGUCGGAACUCCCGUCAUGAAGUUAAAUGCUACUGACUUAGAUGAAGGUUUAAACGCAGAUAUUAUAUAUUCUUUCACGCUUUACACUUCUGAAAAAACGCAAGAUUUGUUUUCUUUGGAUUCCAAUACAGGGGAAUUAAAAGUAAAAGGUAUUAUUGAUUUUGAAGAAAUAAAAACACUUGAGAUGCACAUCCAGGCUAAUGACAAAGGUUACAAUCAGCUUUCAGGGCAGUGUACAGUAAUGGUGUUUGUUACUGAUGUUAAUGAUAACCACCCUGUUAUCGCUAUUACGUCUCUGAAAACAACAGUAAAGGAGAAUGUUCCUGUAGGUACAAUAAUAGCGCUCAUAAGCAUUAGUGACAGAGACUCGGGAGAAAACGGUAUAAUCAGCAUUAGGAUAAACGAGCAGCUGCCGUUUGCGUUAAAUAAAUCGUCAGAAAACGAUUUCACGCUAGUUGUUUCAGAAUUUUUAGACCGUGAGAAAGUUCCUGAGUAUGACAUCACGUUAAUCGUCACAGACAAUGGCACGCCUCCUUUGUCUGAUAAUGAAACAAUUACUUUAGAGAUUCUGGAUAUAAAUGACAAUGCGCCAAAAUUUCCAAAAUCAUUCUAUACUAUUCCUGUGAUGGAAAACAAUGCACCAGGAUCAUUGCUGAGUUCUGUUGCUGCAGUUGAUCCAGAUCUACAUGAAAACCAGUAUUUGGUUUAUUUUAUCAUAGAGAAGGAAAUAGCAAACACAUCCAUGUCCAUGUUAUUCUCUAUUAAUCCAGAAAACGGUGACCUUUAUGCACUAAAAACAUUUGAUUAUGAGAGAGAGAAGGAAUUUCUCUUUCAUAUCGAAGCCCGAGAUUCUGGAGUUCCUCCACUCAGCAGUAAUGUGACUGUCCAUAUCAUUAUUGUGGACCAGAAUGACAACACACCAGUUAUAGUGUCUCCAUGGAGCGCACUUGGCUCUGUGGUUGAGGAAGUGAUUCCAAGAUCCAUUGAUAAAGGACACCUGGUUUCCAAAGUUAUCGCCAUUGAUGGAGAUUCUGUGCACAACUCUCGGAUCACAUACCAGUUCCUUCAACUUACGGAUGCUACACUGUUCAGUCUGGACCAAUACAAUGGGGAGAUUCGGACAAUGAGAAUGUUCAGCUACAGAGAUGCUCGUCACCAGCGCAUGGUUGUUCUAGCCAAAGACAAUGGAGACCCUGCUCUCUCUGCCACCGUCACCAUCAAGUUAUCGACUGUGGAACAGGCUGUCAAAGUCUAUUCUGACACCAUGGAGGUACCUUUGGAAUACGACAUCUUCUCAGACCUAAACCUCUACCUGGUGAUCAGUUUGGGUGCAGUUUCAUUUCUCUUGUUAAUGACAAUAUUGGUGACCAUCGUGCUGAAGUGCCAGAAACCAAAACCCACCAAAGCGGCUCCUCCUGCAUGUAGGAACAGCAUCAUCAGCCAGAGGAACUCUACUAUAGCGGAUUCCACCCUGAUCUCCAGUGAUGCCUACUGGUACAGUCUGUUUCUAGCAGAGACCAGGAAGGGGAAGGUGGUGGUUAGGCAGCCGGUACCCAAGGCUGGAUACCUCAUUUCCAGUAUACCCAGGAGCACAGGCCUGACAGAAACCAGUGAAUCUGCUGCCUCUACACUGCAGGUAAGGGUGCAAACAACUUUUUUAAAUUGGAAAAAAAAAUAGUUUUCAUCUACCGCUCAUAUUUCAUGACUUACAUAAUAUUCUACAAUUGAUGUUUAUGUCCAGAGUUACUU
This is a messenger RNA of Brienomyrus brachyistius, 3361 nucleotides long. Its product is annotated as protocadherin alpha-C2-like. Lineage: Eukaryota; Metazoa; Chordata; Actinopteri; Osteoglossiformes; Mormyridae. Gene Ontology annotation, molecular function: calcium ion binding. Gene Ontology annotation, biological process: homophilic cell-cell adhesion. The record is from RefSeq and is a predicted model, not a curated record. Bases 801 to 3290 code for a protein of 829 amino acids. Gene Ontology annotation, cellular component: plasma membrane. The transcript has a single exon.